Molecule: messenger RNA, 791 nt
Organism: Saccostrea echinata
Lineage: Eukaryota; Metazoa; Mollusca; Bivalvia; Ostreida; Ostreidae
Product: glucosamine 6-phosphate N-acetyltransferase-like
Exons: 6
Coding region: 116-688 (190 amino acids)
Biological process (GO): UDP-N-acetylglucosamine biosynthetic process
Cellular component (GO): Golgi apparatus; endoplasmic reticulum-Golgi intermediate compartment; endoplasmic reticulum
Molecular function (GO): glucosamine 6-phosphate N-acetyltransferase activity; monosaccharide binding
Source: RefSeq, a predicted model, not a curated record
UGAUUUAUAUUUAUUUACCCUUCUCUUGUCUCAUGCAAAUAAUCACUGAUCUGUGAAACUUUAAUCAGAAGGUAAUCAAGGACGCAUUUUUAGUGUGUAUGGUGAGCCGUGCGGGAUGGAAAGCAAUUCUAUCUACCCGCCUGAACUCCUGGAGACCAUCGAUUUUGGAAAGGAGCAUCUAGCUUCAUAUGAUCCUCCAAUUUCCUUGUCCAGCCCAGGACCUAACUUAGUUGUUAGACCACUUCAACGAUCGGAUUACAAUAAAGGAUACAUGGAUCUUCUUCUAUCUGCUCUCUAUGUUCGAGACAAUGGGAUAUCUCAGCAAGAGUUUGAAGAGAGAUGGGACAAAAUGAAAGCAAAUGGCGGAUCCUAUUACAUUACUGUUAUAGAAGAUACGUCCACACAGAAAAUUGUAGGCAACGCUGUUUUACAUGUGGAAUACAAGUUUCUUCAACCGAGUGUAAAGAGGGGUCGCCUUGAGGACAUAGCUGUUUUAAAAGAGUACCGAGGAAGGCAGCUAGGAAAACUGUUAAUGGACGUGACGACCAUUCUUUGUAAAAAGGUGGGAUGUUUUCGUGUCUCUCUGCACUGUAAGGACGACUUUGUUCCGCUGUAUCAGAAAUUCCGAUUUUAUAUAGAUGACGCUGAAAACAUCAUGUGGUUGGAUAAGAAAUUUUUACAAUCGUAGAGGUUGCCAAACGAGAUUGGGCUUUAUCGUCAUUACACUCAUUUACAUUGAUAAUAAGUCCUAAUAUGGUCUUGUAAGGUCUCUCAGGUUUGAAUCUUUCAGA